Messenger RNA from Arabidopsis arenosa, 5063 nucleotides. The record is from the annotation of a GenBank genome assembly. Lineage: Eukaryota; Viridiplantae; Streptophyta; Magnoliopsida; Brassicales; Brassicaceae.
CCACCAUCGAAGACCUUCUGAUGACGAAGACGAAGUCAAAAUUCCAGUCUCUCUCAGCACGUCGCUCAACACCGCUGCCGGAACCCAAUCCCUCGCCGCGUACUUUCUCCAAAACUUUACCAGAACCCAAUUCCUCUCCAGGAACCGACAAAACUUUCCGAACACCAUUUCCCUUAUCACUCAUCACUCCAAUCAAAACCCUAAAAUCCAUCACAUUAUCCGAUUGGUGGCUAACAAAGAAAAGCAAAGGUCUAAGUAUCACAGGAUUCGAAUCAAAUGGUGGAUCUGGAGUAAGACUAUUUUCAUCAGGAACAAUCUCAAAACGACAUGAAAGUACCACUCUUGAAGCAAUUGAUGGGAUUACAAUUUCUAUCAAUGGUUUCAUCAAUCGAUCUCGUAGUUUAGAGAACGGUGUUUCGAAUGAGGUUUGUAAUCGUUUUCGUUUAGGGUUUCCUUAUGAUUGGGAAGAUUACAAUGUAGAAGAAGAAGAGAAGAAAAAUGUUGUUGAUAUUUCGUUUGAUGAUAUUCCAGUGAAUAGGUAUCAGGAUCUUUAUUGUCUUGAGGGUUGUUUGAAAGAUAAGAUUUUGGAUGAUGUUGUUGGUAGUUUAAGAGAUUUGGUUUGUCAGAAAUCUGAUAAGGAAUGUGAGAAAUCAAGAGUGAGUUGUGAUGAUGGUGAGAGUUUGGUUUCGAGGGUUGUGGGAGUGAAGACUAGAGGUAUGCUUAGACGGAGGGAAGAGUAUGAAGCUUCUAUCGGGAAAAGAGAUGCGACGAUCUCUGGUGAAAGAGCUGUGACAAGGAAUUUGGAUUAUGUUGUUGAGGGUUUAAGAGAUUUGGUUUGUCAGAAAUCUGAUAAGGAAUGUGAGAAAUCAAGAGUGAGUUGUGAUGAUGGUGAGAGUUUGGUUUCGAGGGUUGUGGGAGUGAAGACUAGAGGUAUGCUUAGACGGAGGGAAGAGUAUGAAGCUUCUAUCGGGAAAAGAGAUGCGACGAUCUCUGGUGAAAGAGCUGUGACAAGGAAUUUGGAUUAUGUUGUUGAGGGUUUAAGAGAUUUGGUUUGUCAGAAAUCUGAUAAGGAAUGUGAGAAAUCAAGAGUGAGUUGUGAUGAUGGUGAGAGUUUGGUUUCGAGGGUUGUGGGAGUGAAGACUAGAGGUAUGCUUAGACGGAGGGAAGAGUAUGAAGCUUCUAUCGGGAAAAGAGAUGCGACGAUCUCUGGUGAAAGAGCUGUGACAAGGAAUUUGGAUUAUGUUGUUGAGGGUUUAAGAGAUUUGGUUUGUCAGAAAUCUGAUAAGGAAUGUGAGAAAUCAAGAGUGAGUUGUGAUGAUGGUGAGAGUUUGGUUUCGAGGGUUGUGGGAGUGAAGACUAGAGGUAUGCUUAGACGGAGGGAAGAGUAUGAAGCUUCUAUCGGGAAAAGAGAUGCGACGAUCUCUGGUGAAAGAGCUGUGACAAGGAAUUUGGAUUAUGUUGUUGAGGGUUUAAGAGAUUUGGUUUGUCAGAAAUCUGAUAAGGAAUGUGAGAAAUCAAGAGUGAGUUGUGAUGAUGGUGAGAGUUUGGUUUCGAGGGUUGUGGGAGUGAAGACUAGAGGUAUGCUUAGACGGAGGGAAGAGUAUGAAGCUUCUAUCGGGAAAAGAGAUGCGACGAUCUCUGGUGAAAGAGCUGUGACAAGGAAUUUGGAUUAUGUUGUUGAGGGUUUAAGAGAUUUGGUUUGUCAGAAAUCUGAUAAGGAAUGUGAGAAAUCAAGAGUGAGUUGUGAUGAUGGUGAGAGUUUGGUUUCGAGGGUUGUGGGAGUGAAGACUAGAGGUAUGCUUAGACGGAGGGAAGAGUAUGAAGCUUCUAUCGGGAAAAGAGAUGCGACGAUCUCUGGUGAAAGAGCUGUGACAAGGAAUUUGGAUUAUGUUGUUGAGGGUUUAAGAGAUUUGGUUUGUCUGAAAUGUGAGAAAUCAAGAAUUGGUGAUGAUGAGAGUUUGAUUUCAAGAGUUGUGGGAGUGAGGGCUGGAGGUAUGCUUAGACGGAGAGAAGAGUAUGCUUCCAUUGGAAAAAGAGUUCCGUCUGUUCCGACAAUUACAACAAAAAAGAUGUUGCAGAGAGCAGCGAGCAAUGCGUAUUCAUGGUGGUGGGCAAGCCACAUCCGUACAAAGCAAUCCAAAUGGCUCGAACACAAUCUUCAGGAUAUGGAAGAGAAGGUAGAAUAUACACUUAAGAUCAUAGAUGAAGAUGGAGACACUUUUGCUAAAAGAGCUGAGAUGUAUUACCGUAAAAGGCCGGAGAUUGUUAAUUUUGUGGAGGAAGCUUUUCGGUCAUACCGUGCCUUAGCUGAACGUUAUGAUCAUUUAUCUAGAGAGCUUCAAAGUGCAAACCGCACAAUAGCCACAGCUUUCCCUGAACAUGUUCAGUUUCCUUUGGAGGAUGAUAGUGAUGAAAAUGAAGAUUAUGAAGGGAAUCCGCAGAAACCGCCUAAGCAUCUUCAUCUUAUUCCCAAGGGAAUCAACAUACCUGAAGUCCCGGAUAUUCCUAAAAAGAAAGAUUUCAGGAGUCAGUCUAUGAUGUUGUCUAGAAAAGGACCAGCUGGUCUGAAAAGGACAGUAUCUUCUGCACAAGCAAAGCGGGAAGCGGCGAUUGUGCGUUCGGGAUUGAGUAAAGAAGAGGGUUUGGAAGAGAUUGAUAAGCUUCAGAAGGGGAUCUUGGCGUUGCAGACCGAGAAGGAGUUUGUGAGGAGCUCAUAUGAGCAGUCUUAUGAGAGGUAUUGGGAUUUGGAGAAUGAAGUGACUGAGAUGCAGAAGAGCGUUUGUAAUUUACAAGAUGAGUUUGGUCUUGGUGCUUCGAUAGAUGAUAGUGAUGCUAGGACUUUGAUGGCGAGCACCGCUUUGAGCUCUUGUAAGGACACUCUUGCUAAGCUUGAGGAGAAACAGAGGAAAUCUGUUGAAGAAGCGGAAAUUGAGAAAGGAAGGAUUACUACUGCGAAAGAACGGUUUUAUGCAUUGAGGAACAAGUUUGAGAAACCGGAAAAUGAUGUUCUUGAUGAGGUUAUUAGGACAGACGAAGAAGAAGAGAAAGAGGCUGAUGAUGUGGUUCAAGAAUCGAGUUAUGAAUCCGAGAGAGAAGAUUCAAAUGAGAAUCUUACUGUUGUGAAGCUUGCGGAGAAGAUUGAUGAUCUUGUGCAUAGGGUUGUUUCAUUGGAGACCAAUGCUUCUUCUCAUACUGCAUUGGUGAAGACUUUAAGAUCAGAGACAGAUGAGUUACAUGAACAUAUCCGUGGUCUAGAGGAGGACAAAGCAGCUCUUGUUUCGGAUUCAACGGUUAUGAAACAGAGGAUCACGGUGCUUGAAGAUGAGCUGAGAAAUGUUAGAAAACUGUUCCAGAAAGUAGAAGAUCAAAACAAGAAUCUACAGAACCAAUUCAAGGUAGCCAAUAGGACUGUUGAUGAUUUAUCUGGCAAGAUACAAGAUGUGAAGAUGGAUGAAGAUGUCGAAGGAGCUGGAAUUUUCCAGGAACUGCCAGUUGUUUCGGAAUCAGAAGAUUCACGCGAUGAUUUGAAGUCAAUCUCAACGGAGACGGAAAUGAGGAGUAGCGUGGAGAAAACGAAGAAAGAUGUGAUUGUAGUUAAAGAGAGUGAAGACAGUGAAAGAGCUCAAGAAGAGAAAUCAGAGAUGAAAGAUUCGUUUGCGUUAUCAGAAACUGCAAGCACUUGUUUCGGAACAGAAGCAGAAGAUCUGGUGACGGAAGACGAGGAUGAAGAGACACCAAACUGGAGGCAGUUGUUACCUGAUGGCAUGGAGGAUAGAGAGAAGGUUCUGUUAGAUGAAUACACAUCAGUGUUAAGGGAUUAUAGAGAAGUAAAGAGAAAGUUAGGUGACGUUGAGAAAAAGAACCGGGAAGGAUUCUUCGAGUUAGCAUUACAGUUGAGAGAACUCAAGAAUGCUGUUGCUUACAAAGACGUAGAGAUUCAGUCGUUACGCCAAAAACUCAGCUCGCCCGGGAAAGAUUCGCCACACCAAGUAGAAGGAAAUAAUCAGUUGGAACAUGAACAAGUACAUCAUGAAAGUGUGAGCAUUUCACCAACUUCUAACUUUUCGGUUUCCACUACGCCGCAUCAUCAAUUGGGAGACAUGAAGAGAACACCUGGAAGAACAAAGUCAACUGAGGUUAGGGUGAAAUUUGCAGACGUUGAUGACAGCCCAAGAACAAAGAUUCCAACUGUGGAAGACAAAGUGCGUGCAGACAUUGACGCGGUGUUGGAAGAGAAUCUCGAGUUUUGGUUAAGAUUUAGCACAUCGGUACAUCAGAUACAGAAGUACCAGACAACGGUUCAGGAUCUCAAAUCAGAGCUAUCGAAACUGAGAAUCGAAAGCAAGCAACAACAUGAAUCUCCAAGAAGUAGUAGUAAUACUGCAGUUGCAUCAGAGGCCAAGCCUAUCUAUAGACACCUUAGAGAGAUCCGAACAGAACUACAGCUAUGGCUAGAGAACAGCGCGGUUCUGAAAGACGAACUCCAGGGAAGGUAUGCAUCACUAGCUAAUAUCCAAGAAGAAAUCGCAAGAGUCACGGCUCAAUCAGGUGGCAAUAAAGUAAGUGAUUCAGAGAUUAGUGGUUACCAAGCUGCAAAGUUCCAUGGAGAGAUACUUAACAUGAAACAGGAAAACAAAAGGGUCUCAACCGAACUUCAAUCAGGUCUUGAUCGUGUAAGAGCAUUAAAAACCGAAGUGGAGAAGAUUCUGACUAAACUAGAAGAGGAUCUUGGGAUCUCAAGUGCAACAGAAGCAAGAACAACUCCGAGCAAGAGCUCAUCGAGUGGAAGACCGAGGAUUCCAUUACGGUCAUUCUUGUUCGGUGUCAAGUUAAAGAAGAAUAGACAACAGAAGCAAUCUUCAUCAUCUCUCUUCUCUUGUGUCAGUCCAUCUCCAGGUCUCCAAAAACAGUCUAGUUACAAUAGACCACCUGGAAAGCUCCCUGAAUAAUCAAUCAGUCAAUCAUCUCUUUGUUAUUUGCCUUUUCAAUUCCUUGUUUUCUAGCUUUUACGUCGUGUACCUGUGGAAGAACCAAUGAGAUACAAAUCAAAGUGAAUGUUCUUG